Mustela lutreola (European mink) is the source of this 541-nucleotide messenger RNA. It is a transcript of the gene S100A5, whose product is annotated as S100 calcium binding protein A5. Gene Ontology annotation, cellular component: nucleus; cytoplasm. Gene Ontology annotation, molecular function: transition metal ion binding; calcium ion binding. NCBI's taxonomy places the organism in Eukaryota, Metazoa, Chordata, Mammalia, Carnivora, Mustelidae. The record is from RefSeq and is a predicted model, not a curated record. The coding region runs from base 242 to 523 and encodes 93 amino acids. The transcript has 3 exons.
UCCUGGAGAUAGGCCCUCCCCUCCUAGUGCUGGUUGUGUGCAGGUCUGUGGACCAGAGACUGAGACCAGCGGGACAGGUCCAGCAAACUCUGCCCUGUUUCCUGCUGAGAUCUUAGCUCCCAGGUCCAGCUCCAGCCCCCCUCUGAAGCCUGGACUGUCUUUGCCUUGUCCUCUACCUCCGUAAUGGGACACUCUGCACGCUCCGGUGAUUCAGGCGCCCGGGCACAGGAAGAGCUCACUGAUGGAGACACCUCUUGAGAAGGCCCUGACCACUAUGGUCACCACUUUCCAUAAAUAUUCGGGGAGAGAAGGCAGCAAACUGACCCUGAGCAGGAGGGAACUAAAGGAGCUGAUCAGGAAGGAGCUGUGUCUUGGAGAGAAGAUGAAGGAGACCAGCAUUGAUGACCUGAUGAAGAGCUUGGACAAGAACAGUGACCAGGAAAUCGACUUCAAGGAGUACUCGGUGUUCCUCACCACACUGUGCAUGGCCUACAACGACUUCUUCCUGGAGGACAGGAAAUGACCAGGGCUCAGCCCCUCC